Uncinocarpus reesii 1704 is the source of this 1176-nucleotide messenger RNA. RefSeq lists its product as uncharacterized. The record is from RefSeq and is a predicted model, not a curated record. Bases 1 to 1176 code for a protein of 391 amino acids. Lineage: Eukaryota; Fungi; Ascomycota; Eurotiomycetes; Onygenales; Onygenaceae. The transcript has a single exon. Gene Ontology annotation, molecular function: protein binding.
AUGGCUUCGCGGAGGCUCAAGCGGUGGUUUAACCGAUGGCGCAAACGAUACGAAAAUAAAAACGAUAGAGUAUAUGAUAACAGAGCGGUGGAACUUUCGACUGUCUCAUCGAGGGUAGAUACAGCCCUGCAUCACAACUCGAGACACCGUGCAGGAUCCCUAUAUCAACUACCCGAGGAUCUGAUGUUUAUGGUCUGCCGGUACCUGACGGAUGCACAAGUUGUCAUGCUGAUGCUUAGCUGCACACGUUUCUGGCGCAGCAGGACAGAGAUCGGGAUUUUUGCUGAGAGAUGGAAACGGAUGGCCUCGCCGAUCGAGGACGACCUGAACAAACUGGCAGCGCGCUUCUAUGUUUUGAGAAUGCUAGAGUAUGAUGGCCUGCUCCAGAGGGGGUGCCCAAGAAAAUACUGCUGCUGGGGGUGCAUGAGAGUGCACGAGCGGCAAGCCUUCUCCCCCAAGGAACUCAGAAAAAGAGUUAAAUUGAAAUCGAGGCCAGAUUUCCUUCCUAGAAGAAGAAACCGCCGUUCUUGUGAGCUGGCCAAGAGAUAUAUUUGGUUUGGCUUAUGUCGCGAAAUGAGCUUUGUCAAGCUGAGACACAUCAUCACGAACCCGCGCACACAACAAUUGGAAGCCGGCCAGAUCGUGCUCAAAGAUAGAUCGAGGGUACAGUUCUGGGGCUGUUCCAAGCUUCAUGACAAGAGGCGGCAAUUUUCAUACAUUUUCGAAAUUGCUAGUACCCGCGAUAUUCCAACGCUCCAAGCGUUUAUCCAGCAUUCCCAGGCUGUAAAUCUUCCGUUAUGCCCGCACCUCCGGCUCGGCGAUCAAGCGGUGACCCAGCUCUACAUCCAGCCUUCUCAGCCGUACACCUGCAAGGACUGCACCACGACUGUGAAGAUUGCAAUUGUGCAAUCUUUUAUUUUCAUAUAUGUUUUUCGGUAUGUGGGCCUGCUUCGCUCGCCUACGGACCCGCAGUGGAUGGCGCAGUCGUACCGGGCAAAGCAUCGGUGGGUGAAGGCGCAGGCCCAAGCAUUCGGCAGGUGGUUUGUAAAGACGUACGGGGAGACUGGGCCUCGUGGUCGAGGGUACAGGCCGUUCAAGCGCAAGCAGAUGGCAACGCUGUUCGAGGGCGUUGAGUCGUGCACACCCGAGUGGCCUGGUGGUGGUCCAACCUGGUAA